Molecule: messenger RNA, 1557 nt
Organism: Xyrichtys novacula (pearly razorfish)
Lineage: Eukaryota; Metazoa; Chordata; Actinopteri; Labriformes; Labridae
Source: the annotation of a GenBank genome assembly
AUGGGCAGUUCAUCCUCAAGCUCCUUGUGCCCAACCGGCUACAACCUUUCCAGGUCGAACUACAUUCAGCUGAUGAAGAUUGGAUCUGGAAGCUUUGGGGUUGUACUAAAAUGUAUCAAAGUGGACACCCAAGAGAUCGUUGCUGUAAAGAUCCAAGAAGCUAACAGAAACUUUGAAAAUGAGUAUAAUAUUUUAAAGUUCCUCAUGACUAACAACUUGGACAAGAAGAACAUCGUCAAGUUUAUUGAGAUGUUCCCACUUCAGAACAACAAGAGAGCCUUAGUGUUUGAGAUGCUGGAUCAGACUCUUCAAGAUCAUUUGAGAAUGACAUACCGCUGCACCUCAACCCCUCCGGAUCUGGCCAGCAUCAGAAGCAUCAUCCAUCAGAUGGCCAUAGCCUUGGAUGAUCUGAAGACCAACAAAGUGAUCCACUCAGAUAUAAAGCCGGACAACAUCAUGUUGCUGCAUCGUGUAGAGCAGCCUGUAAAGGUUAAGCUCAUUGACUUUGGAUUGGCUUUUCCAACCAGUUUAGCAACGCAGGGCUCUAAAGUACAACCUACAUUUUACAGGGCUCCAGAGAUUAUUUUAGGACUGCCCUUUUCAGAGGCCAUCGACAUGUGGUCUCUUGGUGUUGUGAUGGCGUACAUGCUGACUGGAUACUUAUUAUUUCAAUCAGAUUUGGAAUAUAUCGUUCUGCAAUACAUGGUGGAGCUCCUCGGUGCUCUUCCAGGCAAUAUAAGUGGUGGGAAGUUUACCGAAAGAUAUUGCAAAAAGACCCCAUCUGGCCAAUGGAGGCUGAAGACCCCUGAGGAGUGUUUAUUAAGAAGUGCGCAUAUAGAAACCAGGCCCUAUCUUUUCAGAAACCUGGACCAGCUGGAAACAGAAACCCACCUUGCUAACGAGGACAAUGAUGAGAAGAAGGCGUGCAUCGACCUUUUGAAGGCUAUGCUUCAGAUGGAUCCCAGCAAAAGGAUCACCCCGAGCCAAGUCCUUGCCCAUCUGUUCAUCACCAGAAGAAACUUCCAGCAAAGCUCCAACCCCAGCAGCAGCAGAAGUGGCUUGAAUAAACAGACCCCACAAAAACCCUUAUUGAUCCAGGUUAAACCUGCGCCCCCCAAACGCUGCCUGAAACUGGAAGAAGACACAGAAGACGAACUUGUGGAGCUACAAAUGAGACCUCGUCUUCCCCCAUAUUUCUCAGAGGACAGUGACACUGAAGAGAAGACCUCAGAGGACAGUGACACUGAAGAGGAGACCUCAGAGGACAGUGACACCGAAGAGGAGACCUCAGAGGAGACCUCAGAGGACAGUGACACCGAAGAGGAGACCUCAGAGGACAGUGACACUGAAGACGAGACCUCAGAGGACAGUGAAACUGAAGAGGAGACCUCAGAAGACAGGACCGUCUCCUCAGGUGACCCCGCUCCAGAUGAGAGAACACAGAAGGAGGAGAAGAAGAAGAGGAAGAAGAAAGGUGGAAGCUGUCUGGUCCGAUUCUGUCGGUGGCUCCUGAUGAAGCUCCGUCUCUGCACUGCAACUGUGCAUGCCACCGACUGA